This is a messenger RNA of Pseudomassariella vexata, 1704 nucleotides long. Its product is annotated as major facilitator superfamily domain-containing protein. Lineage: Eukaryota; Fungi; Ascomycota; Sordariomycetes; Amphisphaeriales; Pseudomassariaceae. The record is from RefSeq and is a predicted model, not a curated record. The transcript has 6 exons. Gene Ontology annotation, biological process: transmembrane transport. Bases 1 to 1704 code for a protein of 567 amino acids. Gene Ontology annotation, molecular function: transmembrane transporter activity.
AUGGCUCCGCAGUACGGCACCCGCGCCACUUCCGGAUUUGGCCGUUCGACUUCAUUGGAAGAGGUCAAUUUAGGCGCCCCUUCGAGAAGGUCAUGGAUACAGCUGACUUGGCUUGAAACCAGACUUCUACUUGGACUUCUCUUCUCAUGUCUCGACGCCUCCAUUGUGUCGACUUCUCUUGUGUCUAUUUCUCUCGACCUGCAGGACUUCCUCAAUGCACCAUGGGUUGUGUUAUCCUAUCUACUCGCCUACUUCGGCUUUGCCGUCGGAUUUGCCAAAAUGAGUGACAUAUACGGUCGCCGCACACUCAUAAUCAUAUCGUGGAUCCUAUUUACAGGCUUCUCACUCGGAUGUGGUUUAGCACAAAACAUGCUGCAACUCACCAUAUUCCGAGCAUUUCAAGGCAUUGGGGGCUCGGGGCUAUACAGCCUAGCCCAAAUUGGACUCUUCGAGAUAGGACCCGCGCAUAACCCAAGUUUGCUGGGAGCUCUGGUGGGAAUGACACUGGCAGUCUCUUUUGUCCUUGGACCCAUUCUUGGCGGUACUAUCAGUCAUAUGGCAAGUUGGAGAUGGAUCUUCUUCAUCAACAUCCCCUGUGGGGUUGCAGCUCUGCUGUCCUUGAUCUUCGCGUGGCCCCGGAGUACGGGCUCGAGCCUCAACGCAUGGGACUCGUUCAGAAGCAUCGACUUCCUUGGAAAUAUCAUGAUAAUUGCGGCAUCCACACUCCUGGUCUUCUCGCUGCAAUCAGCGGGGUCGUUCAACUUUUCUUGGAAUAGUCCCGUCAUAAUAAUUACAUUGACAGUGGCUUCAUUGAGCUGGAUUGUAUUUCUGACCUGGGAGUUCUUCUUGGGAUUGAAUCGCCACACGCGAAUAAAGCCCGUCUUACCUUUGCGACUGUUCACACGACGGCCAUACCUCGCAACUUUGAUAUGCACACUGUUUUCCGGGUUCUCCUACUUGGCGAUCAUCAUCAUUCUGCCAGAGCGUUUUCAGAUUGUCAAUCUGGAGAACUCAUUGAUGUCAGGAGUCCAUCUCCUUCCGGCGCUUGGCGCAUGUGCCUUCGGGUCUUUCCUCGCAGGUGCACUGUCGGCAAAGAGAAACAACACCUCGAUCACUCUGAUCGUGGCUUCAUGCCUGCAACUAAUCGGUGUCGGGCUUAUGUCGACGUUAUCAGAUAUAACAACCGAGAUUCAAGCCCAGUACGGAUACCAAGCUAUUUUUGGACUGGGAGUUGGGCUGGCAUUUGGUGCCGCAACGAUCCUUACAGCCGUACAAUCUGCCCAGGAAGAUUUGGCUGUCGCACAGGGAUCAAUCGCUCAAGCUCGCGUAUUCGGCGGCGCCGUUGGGAUUGCAGUAUGCAGCAUCAUUUUUAACGCGCAAGUGCAAAACCAGUUGGCCGGCCACAUGAAACCCGAAGACUUGACGGCCUUACACCACAGUCCAACGAUCACGAGUUACUUGCCGCCGCAAACCCAGUUGCUCGUCCGUAGAGUGUACGCAUCGGCGUUUACGUUCGAUAUCCAAAUCCUGAUCUGUGUCAGUGCAGUAGCCCUACUCGCCAGUCUUUUCACCUUCGAGCUCCAUCCUCCACCCAUGCCUUCCCGUCGGCGUGAAGAGAAGAAAGAAGAUCUCGUGGGCACUCCACGCGAAGUGCAGAGCGAGACGGAGUUGGAAGACAUGGCCAGCGUCCAUCGAACCGUGUAG